CAAUAUUAUCAAUGACAAAAUUUCCACCUCCCACCGUGGGUUUGACCGCAGUCUCAACUCACCAAGCACCGAAACAAUGGCUAGACAAACUCGAUCCGGAAUGGGCUGAGAUAUGGAAUACUCAUGGUGGACGCCACUGUAAAGCCGAGGAAGUUUCCAUCGAGGAAGUCCGUAAAAACCCCGCGAAAUACAGCUUGACAUAUCCAACCUGGGCAGGACCCCAAGUGCACCAAGAGAAAGAACUGGAGAUACCCGUGAACAAACCUGCUGGUCAGAUGAAGAUUCGUGUAUAUACGCCAGAAGGUGUUGGGCCUUUUCCAGUGCAUUUGAAUUAUCAUGGCGGAGGAUGGAUAUUAGGGGGCCUUCAUAGUGAAGCUGCCUGGUGUCGCAGCGUGUGUAACAAGGCUGGAAUCGUGGUUGUAGAUGUCGAUUACCGGCUGGCACCCGAGUUCGUGUUCCCAGCGGCGAUACAUGAUUCUUGGGAUGCCAUACAAUGGGUGAUAUCACAUGCAAAACAGCUGAACAUCGACCGGGGUUGGGUAUCGAUUGGCGGUCUCUCAGCCGGAGGACACAUGUCUGCCGUUCUUUCGCACAUGGCGCGCGAUGUAGGGCUCGAACUCAAGCUAGCGUUGAUGGUUGUGCCGUCGACUGAUUUCAGAUGGUUGAUUGCAGCAGAACCACUUCGUUCAGAGGUCGCGAUGGAGUAUCCAAGUACAGUAUUGUACAAGGAUGCGCCAUGGGGCGGUCUGAAGAGAGAACAGUGGUUCUUGGACUAUUGGAUUCCGAAAGGUCUAAGGGAGGCCGCGUGCGAGGACUGGAUGGCCUCGCCGAUACUUGCAAAGUCUUUUGAGAAUCUUCCUCCGACGCAUAUCAUCACAGCUGAAUUCGACAUCUGCCGGGAUGAGGCGCAAAGGUAUGGGGAGUUACUGGCUCAACAUGGCAACAAGGUAACCCAGAAGUGUUACUCGGGAGUCCCUCAUGCUUUUGGGCACUACACCGAUCCGCAAAAGGGACUAAGCAAAGGCCGAGAUGACCCAAGGACUGUGUCGCAUGACCGUGUAUCGUCAUGCUCAACUGGCCCGGCUAUAGCUGGUCAACAAUCUGACGAUACCAUUACGAGCAAUACGCAAUUCGAACUGCAGCCGUCAAACGAGCUGCCAGGCAACGACAUGCAGUACAGCGGUAUUCAGGAUUUCGGAGGUCUUACACCCGGCUUCCUACUGUCUGGUGAUAUGCCUGAUCCCCAAGAAGGUUUCUGGCUUGAUCAGGCCAUGAUCGACAUUGACAUGCAGGCAUUCGAUCACCUGAAUACUUCUCCGGACCAUGAAGUGGCUCAUCAAGUCGCUCUGCAAUCCCCAAGUCAACCUCAAAGUGACGCACCAAGUAUACUUUGCGGCCUCACCGGAGAUAUGGAUCCUUAUCUCAUGCGACGAUACAACUUUGAUGCUGAUCACAGCUUUGUCUUCAAGCGACUUGCUGUGCAAUCCAUGUCACAGGAUGUCCAUCCGGUCCAGCUGCUUGUAAACAACGCGACUGAACACGUCGACACGUCAGAUGAUGACGCCACUCGAAGACACUUGGAACAACUUGUAAGCCCAGAUGUCGGAGUCAGACUGAUCUCCCUGUACUAUCAAUUCGUCUACCCUCAAGUUCCUGUGAUACCUAUGACGCAGUCACCAGAUCCGACACUGUCAGAUCCAUCCCUUCUUGCUGCAAUCUACCUUGUCACGCUCUCAUUCGCUAGCUUUGACGACUACCUCUCUGUCCAGAUAGCCUAUGACUUGCCGGACGCAGAAAAGUUGUGGCAGCUGGCAUUGACCACUGUUCAGCGAAGGUUGCACCGAUCAGACUUUGCUACCCUGCAGACAGUAACACUGCUUCUAGUUGCGCCAUCGCACAACCCAUUGGUGCCAGAUUAUUCGACAAAGUGGUCACUUGUUGGUACAAUGGCUUGCAAUUUGACCCAAGCCAUUGGAAUAUUCCGCCCCCGAGAUGGACCUUCGAAAGCGCUUGUCAUGGACCGUCGAGAUGAUCGAUACCUGGCAUGCCGCGACACUUGGUCGAAGUUGUCUGAUACGCGAAGACGACUGGCUGGUUCCGAUGCCACAAUCCACAGACUUCUCGCAGCAAGAAAGUCAGACAAUAAUGCAGAAGCAUUUUGUUCACAUGUUGACCUUACUUCUGCGACAAGUAUUGACAACACUGUUGUGAGCGUUACACCAAGUGGAGUUUUUGUUUACGAGACUGACCUGCACAGUUCACUCAGAGCAGUCCAAAUCCUCGCGAGGGAUUAUGACACGACGUUACGCAAGGUACAGCUGAUUAUGGAAGAGCUGAAUAGGUGGUCAGGAGUAGCCUCUGAGAUUGAAUCGGAAGCAAAGUCCGAAGACGUCAACCUGUCAGGCCCCAUGUUGCUUGGAGGCCACUUUGUAAAGGUGCUCCUGUUCCGCGCUAUACUCAGACCGUUUCAAAAUGCAGCUCGAAACGCGGUAGAGCCAGCAGAUCCACGCGAGGCCGAAGCGCUUCGAUUAUCGAGAGCUGGAGCGAAGGCUUGCGUCACAAGCUUUGUGGCAUUCACGACGGACCUCAAGAGUAGUUGGAUACAGGGGUUUUGGCCAUUUUGGUGUACCUUGGCGUGGUCCACUCUCUGCAACCUUGCACUUCUACUUUAUGCAUCUGCGGAUAGUGUCGAAGAAGCUCAAGAAUGUCAAGUCCUCCUUGACCGGGCUCGAAGAGUCAUCAGACUACACUCGAAAUCGCUCGACAUCUUACGAUUCCCACUCUUGCGCAUCGAUAGCAUAUUCUGGAAAGGAUUGGAAAACGUUCUUACAACCAAUCUACAACAUCCGCGACAAGUA
This is a messenger RNA of Aureobasidium uvarum, 2858 nucleotides long. Lineage: Eukaryota; Fungi; Ascomycota; Dothideomycetes; Dothideales; Saccotheciaceae. The record is from the annotation of a GenBank genome assembly.